UUAUUAUAAAUAAUAUAAUAAUGUCAAAAAAAUAUAUUAAAAUGGAUAAAAUAGUAAAAACAAUUGUUCAACAUAGUGAUAAUGAUAAAAAAGAAUUUUCAGAUGCACUAAAUUGGUGUGUACAAGAAUUAAAAAUAAAUAAUUAUUAUGACAGUGAUGUUAAUAGUGAAACAAUAUCAUGGGAAUCAAAAACACUUGGUGAAGAAAUAUAUUUAUCAAUAAUUGAAAUAUUACGUAAAAAGCCAUUAUUUGAUGGUGAUUGGGUACUUGAUACACCUGAUAAUACAAAUUGUGAAAUAAUUAAUAUUGAUGACAAUAAUUAUGAUGCUACUCUAAAUUCUCAUCAACGAAUUACUAAUAAAAAUACAGAUGUCGUGAUUGGCGUUGAUCGUAAAUCUGACAAUAAUAAACAUUGUAAAUUAAUUCGCGUUAAUAAUAAUAAUAAUAAAAAUAAUGAUGAUGAUGAUAAUGAUAAAAUUAAACAAAAUAAUAUUAUUAAAAUUAAUCAAAAAAAAAUUGUUUCAAUUGAGAGUAUUGAGACUGAUUUUAUGAAAAAUAAAAAAUCUCAAAUUAAUAAUAAUAGAGUACCAAUUGUUGUUGUUGAAAAAAUAAAUAAUGAUAUUAUUAAAUCAUCAAUUAAUAAUGAUUCUAAAAAAAAAAUAAUAAGUACUGUAACAUUGGAUAAUGAUGAAAUAAUAAAAUCACCAGGUGAUACUAUUAAUGCUGAUGAUGAUGUUGAAGAAUUUGAUCCAGUUGGUGGUGAUGAUGAUUUGAGUAUUGAUCAAGAUAGUACACAUGAAGAUGAUAAUGAUAAACUUGAUGUUCAAGUUAUUGAAAAUAAUGAUGAUGAUAAAAAAUUAUUUAUUAUUCCUUGUAAUAAUAAAUUAAAAAAAGAUAAUAUUAUUAAAUUUAUUGAACAAAUUCAUGUUGAUGAUUUGGAGACUGAUUUUUCACAUAAUAGAACAUGUGAAAUUGUAUCACAAGCUCCAAGACCAGAAUCACCAAUGUCAACUUGUUCAAUAUCUGAAUUUGAGCCAAUUGAUGAUGACGAUGAUGAUGACGAUGACAACGAUGAUGAUGAUGAGGAUGAUGAGGAGGAGGAUGAUUGCAGUGAUGAAAGUUCUAGUGAUAAAAGUUACAAAAAUGAUAAUAAUAAAAAUUUGAGUAAUAUGGAUAUUGUUGAAAAUGAAAUAUUUGAAAAUAAAAAAACAAAUAAACAAGAUAAUAAUAUUAAUAAAUUAUCAAAUAACAUAUUGAUUAAUCAAAAUAUUAUUUUAGAUAAAAAUAAAUCAUUAUCAAAUAAUAAUACUAAAAUCAAUUUGACUGAAAAUAAAAUUAAAAAUAAUCAUAAUACAAUUAAAAAUAAUACAAAUAAUAAUCAUUCAACAUUAAUGAUUAAUGAUAGACCUAAAUCAAUACCAAACUUAAUUAGUGAUGAAAUUUUACCAAACAAAAUUAAAGUUAUUAGACUACCUCCAGAUAGUAAAAGUGAAAAUAAUAAAAAUGAAAUAAUUCAUAAUAUAAAUAGUAAUAAAAAAAUUAAUGAAUCUGAAAAUAAAAUAAAUAAUGGACUUCAACAACUUAUGAAUAAAUUAUUAAUGGCUAAAAAUUCUGCAAUUGAUAAAAAAAUUCAUAUUAAUACAGAUAAUGUUGAAAAAUAUGAGGCUGAAAUAUUAAAACAUUGUGCACAAAAUAAUACUCAUUCAAUUGUUGAAAAAAAAUUACUAACAAAUGACAUUGUUAAUGAUAAAUUUAAGACUGUUAUUUUAAAUGAUGAAUCAAAUAAAAUAAAUAAUAAUAUACCAUUAUUAUCAUCAUCAUCAUCGAGUGAAGAAAAAAUUGAAGAAUUUGAAUCAAUUAUUGUAAAUACUGUUGAUUUGAUUAAUGAGGAUGAGCCAAUGUUAAUUGAUGAUAAUCAAAUUGAUAGUAUUGAGACUGUAUGCCUAGAUAAUGAUGAUAUAAUUGAAAAUAAAAAUUCAACAUCUUUAACAGCUGAUGUUAUUGAUAAUGAAGAAUUUGAAACUGAAUAUUUAACAAAUGAUGAUGUUAAUUCUGUUAAAAAUUCAUGUGUCAUCAAUGAAUUGAAUGACGUUGAAAAUGAUAAUUUAAAUAAAAUAGAUACUGAUAAUAAUUUGCAAUCUAGCAAUAUUAUUAAUGAAAAAAAACAAGAUAAAAUAAAUGUACUUGAUGAACAAAUACAAAAUUUGGAAGAUGAAAUAACAGUUUGUCAUAAUACAACAAUUGAUAAUAAUUUACAAGCUGAAAAAAAUAAACAAAAAAUAUUAAAUGGUAAAUCAUCAAGUCAUGUUGAUAAUGAAGACAUUGAAGAAUUUGAUCCUGAUCUAGGUAGUGAUGUAGAUAAUAUUGAAAAUAAAAUCAUUGAAACAGAAUCUGUGCUUGAAACAAAAAAAGAUGAAAUAAUUGUCAGUACAAAUAAUCAACUACUUGAAAAUGUUGAUGAAGAAAAAACAGUUAUAUUUGAUAAUAAAAUACCUGAUGAUUGUUUAAAUGUUAUUAACCAAAAUAUAGCUUUUGAUAGUAUUGAAAAAUUGUAGAAGUUGAAACACAAAUUUCAAAUGACAACGAUAUAAUUGUAAGUAAAAAUAAGUCACUAGUUGAACAAGUAGAAGAAGAGCAAAUAAUAGAACCAGUACAACAACAACAUCAACUAACUAAUAAUAUUGAAACACAAAUUAUUGAUCAACAUCAAGAAGAACCAGUACAACAACAACAACAACAACUAAUUAAUAAUAUCGAAACACAAAUUAUUGAUCAACAACAAAUGAUUGUUGGUCAAGAUUUACCAAUGAUUUGUGCUAAAGAAGAAGUAGUUAGUUUUAGAAAUAAUUGUAUAACUAAAAAUGAUGAUUAUGAUAAACCAAUAAAUCAAGUUAUACAUAAUAAUACAGAAUUAAUAAUUACUAAAAAUGAUAUUCAUCAAUUUGAAACAUUUGGUGAUAGAAUUACAAUUGGUAGUGAUAUUAUUAUUGAAGAUAUAUCAUCAAAUAAUACAUCUGUUUUAUUAAAGCCACAUGCAGGAAAAAAUUGGAAUAUUGAUAACGAUGUUCCACUUGAUUGUACAAAAAAAGAUAAAGCAAAUUGUGACGAUGAACAAAUACCAAUAACAAAUGUUAUACCAUCAAUAAUUUAUCAACAAGAUAAAAUAAUAUCAUUAAAUUCAACUCAACAACCAAUUCAACAGUCUGUUAUUGAUUCGGUGUUUGACAGUGAUCAUGCAUAUCCAACACAAGAAGCUACAAUGAUUCAUGGUAAUGAAUCACUUGAUUUACAAAUUGGCAGUCAACAUGUUAUUCAAGCAUUACAAAAUGGUAUUGGAGAACAAUAUUGUUCAAAUUUAACUGAUGAAAAUUCACAAAUAAAUCAAGAAGAGGAGCAGCCUGUAUUUGCUGAUAAAGUAUUUAAUGAUCAAAGAUAUUUUAUACAGCCAAUAUUUGAUCCAAUAUCAGGAAGUAAUUUAGUAUUAAAUCAGUGUCCAGUACCAACAACACAAAUAUCACUUGAUGGUAAUGAAGAGCAUGGUCUUGCUUGGAAUCAAAGAGGAAAAAAAAGAAAAUCAAUGGAAGAUAUUGAUGAAGAUGAGGAUGAGGGAGAAGAUGAAGAUGAAGUAGGUGUUGCUGAACAAAGUGUUUCAAUGAAUUCUCCUCAUUCAUCUAGAUCAAUGUUUACAAAUGAUAAUCAAUAUACACCAUAUGAAGAAGAAAAAGAAGAAGAUGAUAAUGAAUAUCAUCCACCAGCUCGUAGAAGACGUCUAAAUCAAGAUCCAGAUAUUGAUAAUGAUGAAGAAGAAUAUGAAGAUAAUAAUGAUAAUGGAAAUAAAAGAAUAUCUAGAGAUGGAAAAAAACCACGUCAAAUGAUUCCAUAUGAAUAUAAAUUAAAAGUACUUGAAUUAAAAAGAAAAUAUCCAGAUAUUUCAUUGCAAAGACUUAAAGAAUUAUCAGGUUGUAGUAAAUUUUUACGAUGUAAUAGUCAAUUACGUUCAUGGGCAAAACAAUUGAGUCAUAUUAAAAAAGAAUGUCAUAUUAGAGGAGAAAUUAAUGAUUAUGUUUAUUCAAGAUUCAUUAAUACACAAAAUAGUUGUGGUAAAAUAACAGAUGAUUCAGUUAAAGCUUGGUGUGAUGAAGCACUUAAAAAAAUACCAUGUAAAACAAUUAAAGCUAAUGAUGAGUGGCUUGAAAGUUUUAAAAUUGAUUAUAAAAUAUCAAAAUUUUUAUCUGGUCAAUUAGUUAUUUAUCCAGAUACAUCAAACAGAGAAAAUAAUACAAAUAAUUAUUUACAAUUAAAUCAUAGUAAUGAAUAUGAUGGUAAUGAAGAUGACAAUGAUGAUAAUGAUGAUAAUGAUGAAAAUGAUGAAAAUGAUGAUGACGCUGAUGACGCUGAUGAUGAUGCUAUGGAUACUGAGCAUGAAAAAAUUCAUGUAAAUAGCAUUGACAAUCAAAAUGUUAUUAUUGCUGAAGAGAAUCAUAAUGUUGACAUGGAAAUUGAUGAUAAUAAUGAGAAAAUAAUUGAAAAUGAUAAUGACAUAAAUAUUGGUGAUAAAACAAAUGAUAAUUACAAUAUCAAUAAUCAUAUUGAAGAUAAUGAAAAUAUAACAACAUCAGCAGUUGAAUUAUAUAAUCCAAUAAAUAAUAAAAAAACAAAAAAAUCAUAUAAAAAAAUUAAAAAUAAUAAAAAAGUUGAAAUGAGUAGAUCUAAACGUGUAGUAUUAACAGAUGAAGAAAAAAUUGUUAUUAUUAAAAUUCAUUAUAAAAAUCCAACUUGGACUCUUAGUCAAUUACGUGAAGCAACAUUUUCAAGAUUGAAAGGUGCUUCACAAAUAAAACAUUGGGAACAUGUACUAAGAACAAAAGGUGCAUUUAAUGAUGAUAUGAUAAAUACAAAUAAUAACAAUGAUACUAUAACAUUACAAAAAUUAAUUGAAGUUAAUGGAAGACAACGUAGAGAUAAAAUGGUUAAAACUGGAAUUAAAAAACGUAAUGAUAAUAAUAAUAAACAAAUUAAAAUAAAUAAUAAAAAAAAACAAUUAAAAAUUCGUAAAUUUUCAAAAAAAAAAACAAAUGAUAAACAAAUUAAAUUAAAUAAAAAACAACGUGGUGAAUCACAUUUAAGAAUUGCUAAUAAAAAAAGAAAUUUUAGAAAAGAUAUUAUAUUACGUACAACAAGAAAUGGAGAUAAAUAUAAAUUAACUGCUGAUGAUAAUAAACAAAAUUUAAAUAAUAACACCAACAUCAACAUCAUCAACAACAACAACAAUAACAUCAAUAAUAAUAACAGUAAUAAAGUUAAAAAAAAUUCUAAAAAAACAGUUAGAUUUGAUAUUAACAAAGAUGAUAAUACAGAUGAGAAUAUUAAAAAUUUAGUUGAUAAUUGGGUUUAUGCAAAAUGUAUUGAGCUAAAAAAUGAGAAUAGAAAAUUAAGAAAUAAUAUACUAACAAAAUGGGCAAUUAUUGCAAAUGAUAAAUUUAAUGAAGGUGGUGAUUAUGGUGGUGAUAAACCAUGGCGUGAAGCUUUUAAGAAAAAAUAUAAUUUAACCGGUGCCUAUGAUAAUUUACAACUUGGUAAUGAAAAUUUAUUACAAGUAACUGAUGAAACAAAUGAAAACAAUGAGAAUAAUGACAAUGAUAUUGAUGAUAAUGGUAAUAUCAAUGAUAAUGUUGAUGAUUAUGAUAAUAAUGAAGACGAUGAUAAUGAACAUGAAGCUAAUAACGAUGAUGAAGAUGAUGAUGAGGCUGAGGAUGAAGAAGAGGAGGAGGAUGAUGACGUCAACGACAACGACGACGAUGGUGAUGAUGAUGAUAAUGAUGAUAAUGAUGAUGAUAAUAAUGAAGAUGAAGAUGAAGAGGAAGAUGAUACAGUCAGAAAUGAUGAUGAAGAUAAUUUUAAUCAUGAUCAUCAUAAUAUCUCGCCCACAAUGAAAUCAGAUGAUCAAGAUGACUACACACCAGAAAGUUUAAAAAAUAUUUUAAAUUUAAAUGAUAGCAAAGUUAAAAUAGUCAGUGUAGAAAAAAUGGUGGGUCCAACAAUAUCAGGGGCAAUUUAUAAUCCAGCAAAUGGACAAAUUAAAUGGAGACUCGAUACUCCAUGAUUUAAAAAAUAUUAUUCAUACAUUGUCUCAUCACUUGGACUAUGAAAAAAAAUAAUAAUUAUAAAUCAUA
Messenger RNA from Aphidius gifuensis, 6173 nucleotides. Its product is annotated as protein PFC0760c-like. Lineage: Eukaryota; Metazoa; Arthropoda; Insecta; Hymenoptera; Braconidae. The record is from RefSeq and is a predicted model, not a curated record. The transcript has 3 exons. The coding region runs from base 2783 to 6103 and encodes 1106 amino acids.